This is a messenger RNA of Serinus canaria (Common canary), 9364 nucleotides long. It is a transcript of the gene GAS7, whose product is annotated as growth arrest specific 7. Gene Ontology annotation, biological process: neuron projection morphogenesis; actin filament polymerization. The record is from RefSeq and is a predicted model, not a curated record. Gene Ontology annotation, molecular function: actin filament binding. The transcript has 14 exons. The coding region runs from base 35 to 1459 and encodes 474 amino acids. Lineage: Eukaryota; Metazoa; Chordata; Aves; Passeriformes; Fringillidae. Gene Ontology annotation, cellular component: actin filament; plasma membrane; cytoplasm.
GGAGCGGCGGCGGCGGCGGGCGCGUCCCGGAGGGAUGUCGGGGACCCGCUGCCAGGCGCUGUACCCCUUCUCCGGGGAGCGGCACCGGCAGGGGCUGCGCUUCGCGGCGGGUGAGCUGAUCACGGUGCUGCAGGUGCCAGACGGCGGCUGGUGGGAAGGGCAGAAGGAGGACGGGCUGCGCGGAUGGUUCCCGGCCAGCUACGUCCAGCUGCUGGAGCAGAAACCCCGAAAGGCAACUCCUCAGCCAGGAGAAGACACCUUGAACGGGCACCUUCCCCCAGGCUGGCAGAGCUACAUGUCUCCCCAGGGUCGCAGGUACUACGUGAACACCUUCACAAAUGAAACGACGUGGGAGCGGCCGAGCAGUGUGCCUGGCACUCCCAAGAGCCCUGUGUCACAGAAGAGUUCUGCAGUGAAUGGCUACUACAUCUCUGGGUCCCCAGUGCACCAGCUCGACUCAGGUCACACCAGCCUCCGAAAACCCAGUGGGGACCCCCAGAGCCCGGGCUCCCCGGCGGCGCCGCGGCGGCAGAGCAAGGAGAGCAGCCUGACGAUCAACUGUGUGACUUUCCCCCACCCUGACGUAAUGCCAGAGCAGCAGUUGCUGAAACCUUCAGAGUGGAGCUACUGUGAUUAUUUCUGGGCAGAUAAGAAGGACUCACAAGGGAACAACACAGUGUCAGGAUUUGAAAUUCUUCUUCAAAAGCAGCUUAAAGGGAAACAGAUGCAGAAGGAGAUGGCAGAGUUUGUUCGAGAAAGGAUAAAGAUUGAGGAGGAAUAUGCUAAGAACCUGUCCAAACUGUCUCAGAAUUCCUUGGCUGCUCAGGAAGAAGGCACACUGGGAGAAGCCUGGGCUCAGCUCAAGAAGAGUUUAGCUGAUGAAGCAGAGGUUCAUCUCAAAUUUUCUUCUAAGCUCCAGAGUGAGGUAGAGAAACCCCUGCUGAACUUCAGGGAGAACUUCAAGAAGGACAUGAAGAAGUGUGACCACCACAUCGCGGACCUGCGGAAGCACCUGGCCAGCCGCUACACGGCUGUUGAGAAGGCCCGGAAAGCCUUGACAGAGAGGCAGAAGGAUCUGGAAAUGAAAACGCAGCAGCUAGAGGUGAAACUCAGCAACAAGACAGAAGAGGAAAUCAAGAAGGCCAGACGGAAGUCCACCCAGGCAGGGGAUGACCUGAUGCGCUGUGUGGAUCUUUACAAUCAAGCCCAGUCCAAGUGGUUUGAGGAGAUGGUGACCACCACUCUGGAGCUUGAGAGACUAGAAGUUGAAAGGGUGGAGAUGAUUCGGCAGCACCUGUGCCAGUACACACAGCUGCGGCACGAGACAGACAUGUUCAACCAAAGUACAGUAGAACUUGUGGAUCAGUUGCUUCGGAAAGUGGAUCCUGCCAAAGACAGGGAACUGUGGGUAAAAGAACACAAAACUGGAGAUAUCCGACCUGUGGACAUGGAAAUAUAGACUGAUCUGUGCUUGGAUGUGAUGAGUCCACUGAAUUUAGCAGGCUAACGUUUGUUUUUAAGGGUCAAAAGAGCAUAGGGAAAAGGUUGUUUCACUACCAGACAGACACCUUGUAAUUUAUGCCUGUAUGGGCUAUCUCUGUUCCAUUUAGUCAUUACAAUGGUCCUCGUUGUGCUCAGCCUUAAGCACCAGACAUUCCAGGGUGAGAAAAACCAGAUGUGUGCUUCCCACCAGAGGUUCCCAAUUGCACGCAGCUUCCAGGAGAAAUCUGCUUCCUGGCACAGAAAGUGCCCUGUUCUCCAGUGACUUUGUGCUCCACCCCUUGCAUGACUGUCUCUGUAGAGUAUGUUAGAACAAGCAGGCAGAGAGCCUCUGGCCAGCAAGGAGAUAACUGAACACCAUGCAGGAGGCAAGGAAGUCCUGAUCACCAACCCCAGGUCUGUCACUGACUGCUCUCAUGGCCAUAGGCAAGUCAAUUAACUUUCCUGGCACCCCAUUUAUAAAAUCUGUGGAUCCUGCAGCAAUGUUGUGUGGAUGCAUUGCUUUCCUACAUAACGCUGUCUUUCACCAUGGCAGUGAGGUGAUGGCCCUUCUCCCAAACUCUGGGGAGAAGAUUCCUGUUCUUCCUGUUUUAUACUCCCUCUCAGGGAUGCAUAAACCCAUCUUCAUGAGUUCUGUUGUCGGCCAGUCUUUGGUAAGUUUGAAAGUGUUACCAUCACAGUUUUUAAUCAGGAAAGACUUGGUUGUACUAUACCUACCUCAUUAGCUGUCAGAGUGCCCUCAAUGACAGAAGGAGGUCGUAUUCCAAGGAAUAAAUGAGAUGUUUAAAAUCUUUCCUGCUCAUGCAAGGUGUUUUUCCACAGAAUCUCCUUAAAGACAGCCCUCUAACAGUUUACUUGGGAUUCAGGUUUAAAUUUCCUUUGUUGGUUUCUUCAGGUGAAUAUCACAGACUUUAGGUAUUUUUAAUUACUGGGUUAGUCCCAUUCAGUUUUGGCUUUUAUCUUUUUGGAGCCUGAUUUUCAAAGGUGCCAUGAAUAUGUGAUUGCUUUCAAUGUAGUUAUAGGUGCCCAUCACUUCUGUCCCAUCAGAGUUUUUUUCUGUUACCCUUAACUGCAAACCACCAAAAAUUCAACACAGCUCUUAGCAAAUCAUGUUAUGUAGUUUGGAGACUGGUUUUGAAAAGGUAUUUAUUUUCUUCUGCUGGUAUUUCUGAUGGAGUAUUCAGUGUUGCUGUUAAUAUAUUUUUUUCAGCAUUUCAUACAAUGCAAAGAUUCUUCAGAUUCUUGCUUUAGAUCCAGGAGAAAUCUUGAUUCUCACCACUGUGGCCUUUACUCAGUGUUUACUGUGAUCUUAGCUAUGAUAUCCCAAACCACACUCUUUCAUUUGAUGCAUACUUCUGCUCCAUUUUAUCUCACUGUUACUGUCUUUUUCUCCCCAGCCUCAGAACUGCAUCCUUCUUUUGUUUUACUGCUGUUCCAGGUUUUUGUUCAGCAUCCUCCAAAUGCUGGGAUUAGAUCAUUGGGAGUCAAUAUUCCUCCUUACAAAUACAAACUGAGACACAGAAAAGUCUCACCUGGAGCAUGUUUGUGGCCUUGCUGCAGUGGUUAUUUUUCUAGUGUAUUAUUUCUAAAUUAUUAUUGCAUUUUUCUGUUGGUCCCUUUUUUCCAGCCAUCUCUUUACUAGUAGAGGUUCAUUCCUGUCUUGCAAAUGCCUUCACAACCCAUCCUCUGCUGCUUCAUCAACCUUUCCAACCUCCAGCAUCCUUUGCACGUUGGCAGCUGGAGUGCCGUGGCUGCUGCAUGCUCAGAGUCACUGCUCCUCUGUGGCACUGCUGUGCUGCUCCUCCCCUGCACACUUGGCAAUUUGGACUCUAUUCUUGGUGCUGGCAGAGCACUCUGUGCUGUGAGCCUCUCCUGAGCUCCUGCACAGAGCAUUUUGGAGGGCUUGGUUUGCCUGGCUGUCCUUGAGCCUCCCUGGCAUCCUCUUCUCCUUCCUGCUGCCCUCAAGCAGGGCAGUUGGUGAUCUCUCCUUUGCAGUUCCUGCUGAUUCACUCUCUGUCUUACUGAUUUUUAUCAGUGUGUGCUUCUAACUCUUACCUUGCACUUCAGAGGACAGGCACUUUUUCAUUUUUUAAGCCACAAGAGCAGGUUGAACUUUGAGAACUUCAGUAGCCAAAACAAUGUGAACACAUGAAAGCUGCAUUUCAGGUUCCCCCCUGUUCUAGGCUGUGUUGUAAAAUGAAAUGAGCAAUCUUGACAAUGCCUCAGCACAUUCUUGUUUGGAUUGCAAAACAAAGCUAGUUGUGCACUUUACACAGUAUUCUCCUUAAUAAAUACCUGAAAUAAAUUGUUAGCAAUUACACUUUAUUUUUCCUCUUUCUUUAAAAAGUUUGUUACUUUAUCUCUUUUGGACUGGAAGUACUGUCCAUUAGCACAGGUGUCUCUGGGGACUGUAAUGUGUUUUGGUUCCUUUGCCAAGAUGUAUUUAUGCUGCUCUAAAUUCUUAGUUGGAGGGUUUGUGGGUUUUGUUUGUUUGGGGGUUUUUUUUGGGGGUUGUUGGUUUUGUAAUUUUUUUUUCCUUUUGGUUUUAUUUCCAGACAGUUUUCUAGUUCUUGGUCCAUUUGAAAUGUUCCAGGGAUGUGAGCAAUUCUCUUGGUGGAGGCUGCAUCUCUUGUUCACUUCCAUGAGCAGAGGAGAGCACAGGUACCUGGCUGUUGGUCAUUCCCAGCCCCAGGAGACUCUGGGUUCUGCUCCACCACAGGUGAGAUGCUUCACCCACAGCAUUUCCACCUGUGUUCAGUGCAAGUUUUGCUGUUGCUUGUAAACAUUUUUCAGCUCAUUUCUUUCAAAAGAUGAUAUUCCCUCUUGAUGUGACUGUGCAAAACCUGGCUCAUCCCCCCUGUGACUGCUGGAUUUUGGAUAGUGAUGCCUUGCAGGAGCUUACAGAUGCUGGAGUUCCCCUGCUUCUAGCAGGCAGCAUCCUCAGAGAGGGUAGUGGCACAUGUAAAGGAGAGCAUUAGCUUCCUGCUCUCACAGGUAACUUUGGGAGUUUCAGCAUUGCUCUGUCUUUCACUGAGUUUCAAAAAUGCAGUGGAGCCCAGUCUGUCUUCAUGCUCAUCUUAAGCAGCUGCUUCUCCAGAGCAAACUCAGUGUUUUAUAAAACUCUGGCAUGUGUGGGUGCUGCAGUGUAGCUGGCUAAUGGAAUGCCAAGGGAAUUCUCUUACCUCCAGCACUGAGCUUAGGCAUCAUCUCACUUCACCUGGCACCUCACCCUUCUGGUGUGAGCUUUGGCUGCUGUACUCACUGUGGGGAUCAGGCUGGCAGGGUUGUCUCUCCUCUCUGCAUGCUCUGAGGUCACAGAGCAGGUCAGUUUUCAGCUAACACUGUUUGCUUUCACUGCCAGGGGUGAACAAGGGGGUUUCCCUCUGGUCCUUAGCAGGUAGCUCUGCCUGCCCAGAUCUGUUGAGCCACCUGUGUUCUGGGAGUGCUGCCACACCUGUGAGCUCCCUCUUGGCCUGAGUGAUGCUGUCACACUCUUGUCCUGUGCUGGAGGGCUCCUUGGCAUUUUCCAUUUCUGCCAGAGCCUUUUGGCCCUUCUCUGGCCUUCCUGAACUCCAUGGCUUCAGAUCUGUUGGGUGUCUGACCCCAGCAGGGCCAGAGCUGGUGAGGUGCUUUGCCAGCUGUACCCUCAGCUGCCACACAGAAUGAGAGCUUUUUAUUCAUCACCCAGACCUUCCUGCCUGCAUCUUCAAAGCACAAUUGAACAUCUUUCUUUCUAAGGUAUUCUUUCAGCUUUUUUCCUGCCAGAACUCAUUCUGGAUCCAGUGCUGUUGGCUGAUUCCUGCUGGAGUUUAUGAGCUGAAGGCAGUGAGCAUUUUACCACGUGGGCCAAAUGCCCUCUUCUCCCAUUAGUUGCAAGAUUCCAGGUUAGCAAUAUCCCAAAAAAGUCUAAUUCUGAGUUUGCAAUCUGCUCCAGGUUCAGUCAUCUCUGUAUCUCACACUUGUUCAUCACUUCUAUGGCUUGGACAUCUUCUGAAAGGCUUUGGUUGCUCCCUUAUAGGGAUGUUAGUUCAUUAUUGAGCACUGGAAUUGUAGAAGACAGCUUUAAUUUUUUUUUUUUUUUAAUUUUCAAAUACUGUAACAGCAGUGAAAAUCACACAGAAAUCCCUGUUAUGUUUCUAGACUCCCUUUCCCCCUGUGCAGUCACUUCUGAGCUGCUGGGGGGCAGCUGUGCUCCCCUUUAUUGCACAGAUAAACACUGAAAUCACCUUUCCUUGAGUGCCUGACAGGCAGCAUGUAACCUCGUGCACUGCUUCUUUUUCCCUUUAUGCAGCUUUUUCUUUUUCUUUUUUUUUUUCCUUGGGUUGGGCUUUUUUUUCUUUUCCCCAACAGGAAUUUUCUGUGGGGCAUUCACAGGAAACUUCUUUAUGCUUCUAGCAGUCGUAGUUUCUCAGGCUUUGUUGGAACUUCCUAGAAUUGUCCUUGUUUCUCAUGUCAUUAUUUAAAUAUUGGCUGCAAGUUAGGCUUGUCAGAUAGAAAUGGGCAUUCUUCACCUGUUCUUUGGAAGUGCUCAGCACUCAGAGAUUUCUUGGAAUACAGCAGGGAGCUAAGAGAUCAGACUCUUUGAAAAUCAGGCUAACAAACAGAAAUGCACAAGCCACUUUUUUCCUUACUUAUACUCAAGUACAUGGAUAAAUAAAUACGAAGAAAUGAGAAAUAAUUAACAUGUAGCUGCUCUCUGUGCAGCUCCAGCAGUGUUGUUGUGUGGGGCUGCAGUCAGAACACACCUCUGGAGUCUGGAGCCACAGGUCACCUCCUGAUGCAUCUGUAAAAGCUCAAAUGAAUAAUUCAGUGACAAAGUGGCUCUGCCCAUCCAUUUCUUCAUCACACACUGGGAGAGAAAGGGCACUGCUUACCCAGGUGGGUCCUUCACUACCAAGCACCUUAAGAAAUCCAGACAAGCACUUUGAAGGUCCCCCUGGAAUGAGUAGAUUGUGGCUUCUUGAUGUGGUUAUUGGAUGUUUCCUCCUGAGCUGGGAGCAGAUUUACUGUUCCACAGAAUCUCCUGUGCUCUGUCCCUGCUGGGUCUGCUCCCAGAGAUGGCAGCAGUGUCCUGAGGGCAGUCCUGCUACCCUGACAUUCCUCUCAUUGGCAAUCCCACCUUCAAAAGGCAGUGUCAAAAAGGCAGUUUUCAAACUAAAGAGCUGUUCAGUUCACAGACCUCUCUGGAAAGCCUGCAGGCUUUUUGCUCCCCAGUGUGUGCUGAAAAGGCAGAGGUUGCUGAAGCAUUGGCUCUGAGGAGUUGCUGCUGUGUGGACAUUCCUGCCAUCCUCUCCCAGGGAUGGGGAACAGCCCACAGGCAUCCUGUGAGCACCAGAGGAGCCUGCUGAUCUCAUCUGUCUUAACCAGGUGGGCAGGAGCCACAGAUCAAUUCAGAUCAAAGCAGACACACAGGGCAGGGAGAUGGCUCCUCAGUGGCAUCUCUCUCAGACCCUGAUGGGCACUGAUGGGUGAGGAGCCCAGCACUGUCCCAGUCCUGCUCAGCCCUGGCAAAGCAGUGCUGGAGUGUGUCUGUUGCUGGUUCAGAGCUGUCCAGCUCACACCGUGGAGGGCCAGCAGGUGCCAGUGCUGCCCUGGGGACUGCAGAGGGGCUCUGGCUCUUGGCUGCCCCAGGUCAGGUGUGCUGAGCCUGCUGUGCUUCAGGAGCCUGCAGCACACAGCCCUGCUGAGGCACAGUGGGAUGAAGUCUUUCCUGGCAGCAAAUCCUUGUCUUUUCCUGAGAACACUGUUGUAAGAAUAACACCCACUGCUUUGUCUCGAAAUAGAUUUAUUCAUGUGAGUGGUGCAUCUUUCUGCUCUUUAUUUUCCCCUCUCUGUUGUUACUGUAGCCCUUCAUCAGUGAAGUUCAACACCUUUAAUUUUGAAAUUUCAUAGAACACAUCUGUUAUUUCCACGUGCUAACCAAACUUCAUGCUUUUGGCUGUUUUCUGAGUGUUUUAAGAGCUUUUUUGGAGAGGUUAUUUUGGGUUUUAUUUUGGAUUUUUUUAAUCAGUCACCAGGUUUGGAAGUGUAAUAACUUCUUUUUUUGCUGGCUGCAGUUUCUUUUCCUUCCUGAACGUUUUUUUCUGAAGGGACCAACACAUAGCACAAUUCAACUUAAAUUUCUAAUCCCAUGCAUUCCUCAAGGCAGAAACCUUUUGUGCCUAAUGAUGCAUCUGAGUCUAAGAACUGUACAUGGAUAAAAUAUUUCAUAGACCAAUUUUAAAAAAUCUUAGAUUAACCACAUAAUAAUCACAAAAAAAAAAUUCCACAUGUAGAUUUGAGACAUUCAAAUUUAAUUCCCUCAACUUACAUUAAGUUGAACUAUUUCAGGUGUGUCAGAAGAGACAAACUCAGUGGAUAUUCAGAAGAAAAGCUUUCCAGCUGCUCUCUCCAGGUUCAGUGAGUGGACAGGACUAUAAUUUUGAAUAUAUGCAGUCUGUUAGGGCUACUGAUUUAACAAGUAACUGAGUAAUGGCUUGUAUCACAACCCUGAUAAAAUUCUGCUAGUAAAUCCCCUUGAAGUGCCUCUUUAAAUAGUAUCUGCUACAAGCAUGUGAAAAGUACAGAUUUACCCCACAAACUGCCAAAGCUCAGGAGCAGCCACAGUGCACAGAUCUGUGCAGGAUCCUCAGCCCCUUCCUUGCUCUGAACUGUGCACCCUUUUAGGACAGCCACAUCUCCAGGAUUGCCUCUGAGGAUUUGCUGUCCAGCUCAGGCAUCCUAAGUUCUCAAUGCUGAAAAUAGAAAAAAAAUAUCAGAACUUAAAAGCAACUGCAUUGAAACUAACCUUUGGUCUCAGUAGAAUAAGCAGGGAAUUCUGCAUCAAACUAGUAUGCAGUGAUCAUUUUGCAUAAAAGAGUUGUUACAGUUUAUUGCAUAAAAUUAAGUAUUAAUAAUAAUAAUUUUAAAAGCCCACAACUGUAUUUUUGUUACAGCAGUUGCAGAGAAGAAAUGUUCUGGUCCUGAAUGUGAUUUCAGGGAUCUCACAUCUGCUAACAAAAUAAUCAAAGUCAUGUUAAUCCCAGAAUUUGGCAAUGGUUGACCCGAAAUCCCUUUUUCCUGUGGAGGUUUUUGAUGAAAUGGCUGAGAUUAUCAGAAUAGCCUAAGGAAUUUGGAUGUCCAUACUCUUUUAGGUCAAAAACACUCCUUAGGGACAGCAGCCUCUAUCCAUUAGGAAAACAGCAGGUACUAGUGUUGGACAAAAAUGCUUUCUUUUCCUUAGAUGAUUCCCUGUUUUCUGCAACACAAGACAGAGUGAGAAUUCCCCUGUAGCAGCAGGGAUUCACAGGCAGGCCAGACACCAGGCAUACACUAAACCAGAGUUUUCUACCCAAAUUAAGUUGCUUAUUUGGUCCUUUUUGUGUAAGUUUUCCUAAAUACUUCUAAAUUUCUAGGAAAGUUGUCUUUUGCCAGUACUAAUGACUUGUUUUUACAGAUGCUUAACCAAAAUUUUAUAACUUCCCAUAAAUUUUGGCUGACUAGACCCCCUAAAUAGUUUAUUUAUCACACAGCCUCUGUCUGGGUUACUAGUAAAUCUUGGAUCAUUGUGGAAAUUAUAGGAUGGCUUUUUUUCCCUAAGGAUAGAUGAAGGAAUCACUUACUGAACUUAAGUUGAAUGAAGAAAAGAUUUAAGGGGCAGAUCUUCAGCUUGAAUAAACUGGCAGGGUUCAGUGGAAGCUACUUGAUGUCAGCUGUGGAUCUUGUCCUUCAGUGUUGAAGGCAUUUCCUAUAUGUAAUUUUUCUGUCUUACUGUAAAACAAUUUCAUAUGGUUAAACUGUAUUUUCCUAUAUUGUUCUGCAAGUUUAUAUACACCAUAGUGCUCAUCUCAUCUCCUGUAAAAUAAACUGUACAGAGACACAUUGA